Molecule: messenger RNA, 1194 nt
Organism: Echinostoma caproni
Lineage: Eukaryota; Metazoa; Platyhelminthes; Trematoda; Plagiorchiida; Echinostomatidae
Source: the annotation of a GenBank genome assembly
CUUUCUCAUCUUAAUCUGGAGGAUGUCGACUCGGUAUCCGAAAUCGGUGGCCCGUCGAAUGCUGUUCACGGUGGCAUGCAUAGCCUCGCCUCAGCUGGACCUCAACUCUAUCCCAUGAUGCCCAAUCAUCAUCAUCCACAUCAUCAUGGAAUUCCCGACUCUGCAUCAUCUGGAGUAACUGUUUUGCCUAAUCCAAACACAUCCACUGUGUUUGGAAUGAUGCCUCCAGGCACAGUUGGACCGGGUGAAGGCGUUGGGCUCGUUGGUCAGUCGAGCAGUAAUGGUGGAGGUGGCGGCAAUGCAACCGGCGGGCCUCCUACGCAUUACCCAGCCUAUCCGCCCCUACUUUAUCCAAACUCAGCUGGAGCAGCAGGUUCCGGAAUGAUGAUGAACCAUACCAGUCAAUCGGGUGGAAUAAUCGGCACUGGCGGUGGACCGCCUUUGUCUCACAUGCCCAGUCAGAUGAUCAUGAACAGCCUUGACGGCAACACAGGCCCUGGUAAUCAAAUGCUUUUCCCGGUUGAUACUCAAGGGUAUCCGGGCGCGGUUCCAUUGCAGUUCCACCACUCUCAUCCUGCCACGUCACAGUCACAGCCGUUGUCUAAUCAGCAGUCUCUGCAGCCACAGAAACAAGCGACCGGUCGUGGCAAUUCCUCUUCCUCGUGUUCUUCCCAAUCCUCAGCAUCAUCGGCCUCAUCCUCGUCCGGGUCCACAGCCUCAUCCGGUACACGCCUUGGUCCAACCAUGAAGAUAUCCGGUGGCAACGGAACGUCAUCUGGACCUGUACAGUUGACAUCAGCUUUAUCUGAAUUGAAGUUCUAUAUGCUCCUCUCUUAUCACGUUGAUCUUUGGCCCCUGGAUCGUAUUCCAGGCACCAGCAGUGCCAGUUCGGCAAGUCGGCAGAACGGUACCGGGGCUAGUGCAACNGCAACAGGUAGUGGUAGUGGAAGCGUCGCUACAGGCCGGAUACCUUCACGAUUGCCACCGAGUGGCACCGGUUUGGCGCAGACGUUCAAAUCCGACGGUACUUCACGUCUCCCUUCUGUAACCGUACCUGGCCAAACGGGUUCCAUCGGUGACUUGGGCCCGAAAACAGCACCACCAGUACCAUCCCAUGCUACCUCCAGUCCUAGCACUACCAUGGGCUCAAUGGCAAAGCCUAGCAACGCAAUUCCUCACCGACAGCAACGGUGA